This is a messenger RNA of Symbiodinium necroappetens, 411 nucleotides long. The record is from the annotation of a GenBank genome assembly. Lineage: Eukaryota; Dinophyceae; Suessiales; Symbiodiniaceae.
AUGGAAUACCAGAAGGACCCAAUUAGGAGCAGGACUUAUCUCAUACCUGGGACGGAAGAGAUUCGACGAGAGAUCGAACGCGUGGAGGAGAGCAACAAAGACAAGGUUGUAUUGUACCAAACUCGCUCCCUCUUGAGCUACUUCAUGGCCUGGCUGGCUCACGGGGUUAUGGCGAGGAGGGAUGUGAAUAGGCCUGGAGGAGAUGCCACGACCAACCCCAUCAGUACCGUGGCGCUGGGGCUUGGCUUCUUUGAAGAAGAGCACGAGUUCCCCUCCUUUCUCCAGAAAGACUCCGUGUGUGAGGGCGUGUCCCUUGGGAAGAAAGUCCGGGACGCAGAUUUGACGAAUGCCAUCCUGGGCGAAGGAGAGCUCGAUGUGGGUUUCGAUCCUACUGGCAAGAAGGUUUGGAAG